Molecule: messenger RNA, 2635 nt
Organism: Pongo pygmaeus (Bornean orangutan)
Lineage: Eukaryota; Metazoa; Chordata; Mammalia; Primates; Hominidae
Gene: CLDN10
Product: claudin 10
Exons: 5
Coding region: 215-895 (226 amino acids)
Cellular component (GO): bicellular tight junction; membrane
Molecular function (GO): structural molecule activity
Source: RefSeq, a predicted model, not a curated record
UCAGAACGACUCUUUCAGGCCAUCUUUAAAAUGUCAUUGGUAAACCAUACUUGAUCCUAAAUUCCUAUACUUCCUCAGGCCAUCCGAGCAUGAAACGCUGUCACCUACCCACAUCCGCUGGCUGUGACGCUUGUCAAAGUGUUCUCUAUCAGCUGCAUGCCUAGACCACCAAAGCGUUCUGUCCGGACAGUGUCACUGGAGAAGGCGGCGCGACAUGUCCAGGGCGCAGAUCUGGGCUCUGGUGUCUGGUGUCGGAGGGUUUGGAGCUCUCGUUGCUGCUACCACGUCCAAUGAGUGGAAAGUGACCACGCGAGCCUCCUCGGUGAUAACAGCCACUUGGGUUUACCAGGGUCUGUGGAUGAACUGCGCAGGUAACGCGUUGGGUUCUUUCCAUUGCCGACCGCAUUUUACUAUCUUCAAAGUAGCAGGUUAUAUCCAGGCAUGUAGAGGACUUAUGAUCGCUGCUGUCAGCCUGGGCUUCUUUGGUUCCAUAUUUGCCCUCUUUGGAAUGAAGUGUACCAAAGUCGGAGGCUCCGAUAAAGCCAAAGCUAAAAUUGCUUGUUUGGCUGGGAUUGUAUUCAUACUGUCAGGGCUGUGCUCAAUGACCGGCUGUUCCCUAUAUGCAAACAAAAUCACAACGGAAUUCUUUGAUCCUCUCUUUGUUGAGCAAAAGUAUGAAUUAGGAGCUGCUCUGUUUAUUGGAUGGGCAGGAGCCUCUCUGUGCAUAAUUGGUGGUGUCAUAUUUUGCUUUUCAAUAUCUGACAACAACAAAACACCCAGAUACGCAUACAACGGGGCCACAUCUGUCAUGUCUUCUCGGACAAAGUAUCAUGGUGGAGAAGAUUUUAAAACAACAAACCCUUCAAAACAGUUUGAUAAAAAUGCUUAUGUCUAAAAGAGCUCGCUGGCAAGCUGCAUCUUGAGUUUGUUACAAAAGCGAACUGUUCACAAAAGCCCUCCCAUAAUUAACACUCAAAACUAUUUUUAAAAUAUGCAUUUGAAGCAUCUGUUGAUUGUAUGGAUGUAAGUGUUCUUACACAGUUAUAUACUAAUCAUUUUCUGUUGUGGCUUUCUAUAAAAAAUAAACAGGUUAUUUACAGGAUUUGUAAAAUGUUUUCUACAUUUAUAUAGAACAUGAAAAGCAUUUAAUACCAAAGGUUCAAGAAGUAUUCGUACUCUAGCCUUUUUAAUCAUUCAUAGAUAGAAGUCUUUGUACCCACUCCUUAUGUUUCUUUUCAUUCAUAAACAGGUAUGUAAGGAACAAUGUCAUAAACAGCAUGGAGGCAAUCUGAGAAUAUUCCUCAAAAGGUGUCCACGUUAAAUAGACAUGUUACUGGCUGCAUACAGGCAAAUUCUAGUUUUUGGUUUUUUUUUAGUAUUCUACAUUUAUUUAAAAAGCUAAAUAUUUUUGUUGAAGCAGCAAGUUAUCUGGUAGAACUUAACUUCUACGGGAUCAGAGAGGAUCUUGCUCAUUCAUGGCCAUAUCCACAUGCCCACGGCCGCUCAGUAGAUUGUUGAAAAAGCAAAGCCACACCAUUCUCUUUGACGUAUGCAGAGAGUUACGUAGCAGCAGGGGAUGUUCUCUGAUUUAUUCCACUGGCACCAUUAGUGAAUAUUUAGUUGUUUUCAUAAAUGAUGCUGUAAUGAAGACUCAUGUACAUAUUUAGCAAAUUCUGGUUUCUUACAUGUGUCUGUCAUGACUGUAAUUCAUUAUGACUGCUCCAGGAAAGGCUAAUGGGGCCAAUAUAUUAUUGCCUGGCAUGUGGCACAUCCAUGUUAAGGGGCUGAGGUGUCCCUGGCACGGAAUGCAGAGCCCUGAGCUAGGGCAUCAGCAGAAGCUGAGAUAGAGAUAUUGGUCGUGGUUGACUGUGGAGCCAAUUAAAACCUGUUUAUGCCUAGUGUUCCAUUAUUGGAACGCUAAGCAUGUGGGAGUUAUUUAUAUCCUACUGCUCAAGGUCAUCGCCAAGGUGUGACUGGAAAAAUUCAAAAAAUUGCAACCUCAGGCAUAAAUGGGUUAAGGACAUCCCAAGCCCAAGUGGUACGUGCCUCACUCAGAACCAGAACUGAUGGGCUGAGUUCUAUCUAGGUGUGUCUUCCAGAACCUGUUUACGGAACUAACUGGGUAACUGAGAGACUUGUCAUUUCUAAAGACAUUUAAGUUGCUCCAGGGAUUUCUGAACAAAGACAAAGGCUGAUUCCUAGAGCCAGCCCUAUAUAACAUGCCCACAAGGGCAACAGUUAUCACAGUUAAUACACGCCUUUCAUGUCCUGUCUCACUCACUCCUCACAGCCAUCCUAGGAGAUACAUACAUAUUGUUUUCAUCUUGCAUUUACAGAAAAAGAAAUGAAAGCAGAGAGCUUAAAUAAUUUGCCACAGUAAUGUCGAAACUAGACCUUUGAACCAAGGCAGUCUAGGGUAAAAUAUAGUUUCAAAGUAUGAAUAAGAAUUGGUAUUUGUGUUAUCUUUGAGUAAGAAACUGUCCGAUACGAAUCACAACGUGGGUGAAUGUAGUAUUUUCCUGAAGUGUGAAAGACUUAAAAAAAAAAUCACAUUGUUCAGAGGUGCUCAAUGGAAAGAAAAGGAAAUGAACAAGUUUGUUAAAAAAUAAAAAAUAAAAAAAAUUCCACACCUUGA